Solanum dulcamara is the source of this 1389-nucleotide messenger RNA. Its product is annotated as RING-H2 finger protein ATL16. Gene Ontology annotation, biological process: protein ubiquitination. Lineage: Eukaryota; Viridiplantae; Streptophyta; Magnoliopsida; Solanales; Solanaceae. Gene Ontology annotation, molecular function: transferase activity. The record is from RefSeq and is a predicted model, not a curated record. Bases 152 to 1204 code for a protein of 350 amino acids. The transcript has a single exon.
UCUCCAUAAUUUUGCCCAUUUUCUCAUAGGACCUAUGUUCCUAAUUCAAUCUUUUUUGACAUUUUUCUCCAUGACAUGUUCAUGUGCAUUCAGGAUCCAAACAUAACCAUUUGUCCCUCUUUUAUCUUUACAUAAGUUUUUUUUUAAUCUCAUGGAUCUGAUGAGACUAAAAUACUUUGAAUCUUUUGCACACAUGAAAAAUCAUCCAAUUAGUCCUCCAACUUCUGUUUCAAUCUUUGGUUCACCUAUACAUUCUUCAUCUAAUCAUGCUGGCUUUCCUAUUAUAGCAGUUGCCAUUAUUGGAAUAUUGGCAACUGGUAUUUUACUAGUUAGUUACUACAUUUUUGUGAUCAAAUGUUGUUUGAAUUGGCACAGAAUUGAUCUCUUGAGACGAUUUUCGUUCUCAAGAAAUCGACGUAUUGAAGACCCUUUAAUGGUUUACUCACCAGCAGUAGAAAAUCGGGGAUUAGAUGAAUCCGUGAUUCGUUCAAUCCCCGUAUUUAAGUACAAGAAAAGGGAAGAAAAUUCAAGAAUUCAUUGUGAAUGUGCUGUUUGUUUGAAUGAGUUUGAAGAAAAUGAGAAGUUAAGAGUUAUACCAAAUUGUGCACAUAUUUUUCAUAUUGAUUGUAUUGAUGUUUGGCUUCAAAACAAUGCAAAUUGUCCACUUUGUAGGAAUAGCAUUUCAUCAUCUACAACAAUUAACACAAAAUUGUUGUUGUUCCCUUUGGAUCCAAUCAUUGCUCCAAGUUCCACACCUCAUCAAGAUCCAAAUCUUGAAAAUUUUAGAGAUGAAGAUUAUGUUGUCAUAGAAAUAUCAAACAAUCAUCAAGAAAGGUUGUUGACUGCAGGGGAAAUAACAGGGCAUUUUUCGAUUAGUCCAUCACCAAGAAAAACAGAACAACAAAAAGUUCCAUCAAGAAAAUGUAAAAAUGUAACAAGUAUGGGAGAUGAGUGUAUUAACAUGAGGAAGAAAAAUGAUGAAUUUGGUGGAAUUCAGCCUAUAAGAAGAUCAUUUUCAAUGGAUUCAGCGACGGAUCGACAACUUUACGCAGCAGUUCAAGAGAUUAUAAUGCAGCAGCAAAGGCAAGUUACUGAUGUUAGUCUCUUUGAAAGUAGCAGUAGCAGAGUAAAAAGAUCAUUUUUUUCUUUUGGACAUGGAAGAGGAUCAAGAAAUGUUGUUUUACCUAUUCAUUUAGAGCCAUAAUGAGAAAAAGAUUGAAUUUUUAUUGUAAUUUUUUGAGUGUAGAAAAAUAGUUGUGUAUAUUAAAGUAGCUUUAAUAGAACUCGAAUCUACAAUCUCAGCAUUGAACGUGGGCAACCCCUCUUGUGAAGUUCAACUUUCUAUAUUUUAGAAUUUUUUUUGGAUUAUUCAUGUAGGAUCGUUUGGUA